This is a messenger RNA of Spinacia oleracea (spinach), 1786 nucleotides long. RefSeq names its product cytochrome P450 76AD1. NCBI's taxonomy places the organism in Eukaryota, Viridiplantae, Streptophyta, Magnoliopsida, Caryophyllales, Amaranthaceae. The transcript is spliced from 2 exons. The coding region runs from base 91 to 1599 and encodes 502 amino acids. Gene Ontology annotation, molecular function: heme binding; iron ion binding; monooxygenase activity. The record is from RefSeq and is a predicted model, not a curated record.
UUACGUGACCGAAACACACACACUCUCACUCACUUAUCAACAGUGUUCCAUAGCUUAACUUUUGUUAAGCCUUUCUUUAAUAUUUUAAGAAUGGAUCACGCAACUCUAGCCUUGGUUCUUGCCAUUUGGUUCAUUCUUUUUCAUUUCAUUAAAAUGUUAUUUAAUACACAAACUAAAAAACUUCUUCCUCCAGGUCCUAAACCACUUCCCAUAAUUGGAAACAUUCUCGAAGUUGGUGAGAAACCUCAUCAAUCAUUUGCUAAUCUCGCUAAGAUUCACGGUCCUCUAAUAUCUUUACGUCUAGGAAGUGUCACAACUAUUGUUGUAUCCUCAGCUGAAGUUGCCAAAGAAAUGUUUCUAAAAAAAGAUUACCCUCUUUCUAAUCGUACUAUACCUAAUUCCGUCACGGCAGGCGACCACCAUAAACUCACCAUGUCGUGGUUGCCGGUCUCCCCAAAGUGGCGGAACUUUCGAAAGAUCACAGCCGUUCAUUUACUAUCUCCCCAACGACUUGAUACUUGCCAAAGUCUAAGGCAUGCUAAAGUACAACAGCUUUUUCAGUACGUACAAGAAUGUGCUGAAAAGGGGGAAGCUGUUGAUAUUGGCAAGGCUGCAUUUACUACUUCCCUUAAUUUGUUAUCGAAAUUGUUUUUCUCAGUAGAAUUAGCUUACCAUAAAUCCCACAAUUCCCAACAAUUCAAAGAGCUUAUUUGGAACAUUAUGGAAGAUAUUGGGAAGCCUAAUUAUGCUGAUUAUUUUCCAAUUUUAGGCUGUUUAGACCCAUCAGGUAUUCGACGCCGAUUGGCGUCUAAUUUUGACAAGUUGAUUGCUGUUUUCCAAGGUAUUAUCACUCAAAGGCUUUCCCGUAGUGAUUCUACAACCACCGCAGCAACGGCGCCGGCGACAGCGACGGAUGAUGUGCUAGACAUUCUUCUAGACCUCCACAAACAUAAUGAGCUCAGUAUGGGCGAGAUAAAUCAUCUCCUCGUGGAUAUUUUUGAUGCUGGAACUGACACAACGUCGAGUACUUUUGAAUGGAUAAUGGCAGAGUUAAUUCGAAAUCCUAAGAUGAUGAAAAAGGCUCAAGAAGAAAUUGAGCAUGUCUUAGGAAAGGAUAAAAAAAUUCAGGAAUCAGACUUUAUUAAAUUACCUUACUUGCAAGCAAUUAUUAAGGAAACAUUGCGGCUACAUCCACCAACAGUAUUUCUUCUACCCCGUAAAGCUGACAUUGAUGUUGAACUGUAUGGAUAUAUUGUGCCUAAAGAUGCACAAAUUCUUGUUAAUUUAUGGGCCAUUGGAAGAGAUCCUCAAGCAUGGAGAAAACCCGAGGUGUUUUUACCCGAUAGGUUUUUGGGAUCUAAAAUAGAUGUGAAAGGAAGAGACUUUGGACUCUUACCUUUUGGAGCUGGAAGAAGGAUUUGUCCUGGAAUGAAUUUGGCUAUUAGAAUGUUAACUUUAAUGUUAGCUACUCUACUCCAAUUUUUCAAUUGGAAACUUGAAGAAGGUAUGAAUCCGGAAGAUCUAGAUAUGGAUGAGAAAUUUGGGAUUGCUUUACAAAAGACUAAGCCUCUUAAAAUUAUUCCAGUCCUUAGGUAUUGAUUGAGCAUCAAUGGGUGUUUAUAUUUGAAUGUGUUGUUAGUCAAUUUAUUAUGUAAUUGUUUAUCUCCAAAAGUUCAUGUUUGUUUUAAUUAUUAAAUUAUGUUUAUGUCAAAUGUUAUUUUAUGUAAUUUCCAUUUACUUUUGGGUUCAAACUCUUAUUCAUUUCGCUUGUAUAAUUUUAUGCUCU